UAAGUCUGUGGUCAAAAUCAGCUGGUUGCAUUGAAAAUGUCAAAAACUUUAACUUUGUUGUUAUAAAAUAAUUUAGAGAUUUAGCUUUGUUUGCUAGAAAAUGGAUAAAAAUUAUGUUAAAUCCAUAAUAGAAGGACUAAAAUCUUCAUCCUCCAGCCGUGUCCAGGAAACCCUAUUAAAAAUAAGAAGCAAAAUCAUAACUAACGACAGUGGAAUAAAGCUCUUUAGGGAAUGUGGUGGUUUAGAAUGUUUAUUGCCACAUUUGCGCAAACCUAAUGAAAGAAUUCUGGAUAUUACGUUAAGCAUACUCGGUAAUUGCUGCCUUGAAGAAGAAAGCAGUUUAGCGGUUGGCAAAUUGUACAGCUUUGGUCCAUUGGUAAACAUAAUAAAAACAGUAUGCCGUGACAGCAUAGUGGGCAGGGCUUGUCGUGUGAUUGGCAACCUGGCACAAAGAAAUUCUAACGCAGACGGCUUACACAACCAUGGCGCAGUGUCUGCAUUGGUCACCCUCAUUGAAAGCAGAGACAAGAACACUUCCUAUCCAACGCUCACAAUGGCUGUGCGAGCUAUCAGGCAACUCUGGAUGGUAACAGAAAAAAGGGAAGAAAUGCUAAGCCUGAACUCUGUACGCUGCAUAGCAAUACUUCUUACAACAGAAUGUGAAACAGCAGGCAUCAUAAAGUCAACUGGUCCUGUUCGAGAGUCAGAUGGGCUCAGAAAAAGUCAAGAAGAACUGAUUUCUGGUAUACUAAAAUGCUUAGGGUACUUUACUACUCACUCUACUAUACAGUGUGCCGAACAGAUCCAAGGAGAUGGGAGAGGCUAUCAAUGCCUUGUGGCACUUACAAAAAAGUUUGAAUCACUUGCUCUAAAAUGCCUGAUGAAUCUUUGCUACUUGUCUAGCUGUCGACCACUCCUAGGCAUUGCAGGCUUUGUUGAAUGUUUAGUUGGCAUACUGCAAAAAAUAACUGAUGUUGACCUAUGGCCAGAAGGCACUGCUCAUGCGUUGGCGCAGCUCAGCGGCGAGUCAGUAAACCGCUCGCGCUUACGUCACUGCGGCGGCUUACCGCUGUUGGUAGCUGCCGCUCGCGUCAAUCCUCACGCCAUGCAUGCUCUACUACAAUACGUUUUCGAUGACACAUCAUUCCAAAUUUUGGUCAAUGAAGGUCUUGUAAGUUUGCUUACUGAUGAACUGACUACGUAUCUCACAACAAUGAACUAUGAACACACCAAUCUAGAACAUUCAUCCAUGUUGUGUGAGGCGGUAGAAAAAGUCAAGGAAACUCAAAAGGAAACUAAAUCUGAUGCAGAAUUACAAACUGGUGAAUCUACCUCAAGUACUGAUGGAAAAGUUAGUUUGUUUGCUCGACGCAAGGGUCCACUGUCGAGUCAAAAUGAAGACGAGUUGAAGGUAGUAAUCGAAAGAGACAAUAUGAUUGUCGGAUUCGUUGAUGCUGUGGACAGCGACGCAACCGAUGAUAGUCAAAGUGAAGAUGAGGCGCCGCCACUUAGACGCAAGGGUCUCAAAAGAGCUCGAUCUAAAAGCCCUAAAGCUAUCAAAAAGAAAUCUCAACUCAUCAAAAUGGCGAGCAAGGAUUGGUCAGCUGGUGUAUAUUGGGAACCUAAAAGUCCCGAAUGGCCUCCAAACUCCCAACCAUCAGGUUCUCGCGUCUCAAUGAGUCCAGACAGAGGAGACCACGGUCCAUUAUCGCCGUACUCUGAUGGCUAUCAGUCUGGGUUUAGUCCAGAAUACAGGGGCUUCUCUUCCAAUAAACGGCCCAAAUGGGACUGGAGUCCAGAAUCGGGCGUCAGUUCAGGAGAAGCUAGUUCAAUGUCUCCCUACUGGAAUGACUGGAGUCCAAAUAGUUCAGGGGGACCUUCUUCACCGUUUAGCAUUAAAGAAGAUAGUUCUGACUCGGAAAUCUCCGGUCGCUACUCGCCUGUGUGCAGUGACAACGAGGGCGAGUUGGUAGAUUUGGCCGGCGUUACCAGUGCGGCUGCCGAGUUGGACGCGGCGCAAGUGGCGCAUGACUUGGACGAACUUAUUAUGGAAGACGAUGAUGAUGUAGAGGAAGAAGCUCCAUUAGAAGAUGUUGUGCAAAUCGCCACCAACAGCAAGUCUUCCCGCAUAGCAUGCGUUUUAGUAUUACUGUUCCGAGUAUCUCACGGCGCGUGCAACUCGUUCGGCGCUCUUCGCGAGGAGCCCGUGCCCAACCAAACACUAGAGCUGUUGACGGGACGAGAGUGCCUCAAUGCCUUGUUGGAUUAUGUAGAGCGAUGCAAGCGACCUCUAGGGCGAGCUGCCCGCAUACUCGCACGUGUAUUAAGCAACGCUUUAUGCCUGAUGAGCAUACUGAAGCACAGACUAGCUCUAAGGUUACAUAAUAUGUCGGUCAGUUCUAAGCAUCCGCCUACUAAAUGCCAGCAGUGCAAACAAAUCCUUAGGCUAAGUUCCAAGCUUUUGAGUCAGCUGACUAUAUUAGCGGAGUCGAGUUACGGUAUUGGCGAGAUUAGCUAUCAGCUCCUCAAAGGAACCUCAUCUAUGAAACAAACGCUGUCCCUAACACUGCCUUACAUCGUGCGAACCGAAAAACCACUCAAGAAAUAUUUAAUAGACUGCAGUGCACUUAAUCUAUUGUUCAGUAUAAUAGCUGAAUCCAAGGAAGACAUACAAGACUGCGUAACAGCUUUAGCCAAACUAGCCAAUAAUGUGCAUAUAAAAGAUCCUAAGGUGCUUGAAAAUAGGUUCACUGGUCAAAUAUGUGUUAGUUACGAUCCCAUACUUGAUAAUUUAUCCCUUGAUGAAAUAGUGACAUUUGAACUAGAUGAUUUGACGACGGUCAAAGCCAACAGGGUAUUUCUGUGUCAAAACUCCGAGGUUUUCAGUGCCAUGCUAAUGGGCUGUUUCAAGGAGUCGGUAGAAAAAUGUGUAAGAUUGAAGAAUGUCACCAAACCUGCAUUAGAAUACCUAUUGACGUUGUUACACUUUGGGUUAAAUAAUUCUAAAUGUGAAGUCCAAGUCUUCCCAAUGGCAGAAAAAUUAGAAACCAAUUUAGAAGUACUUUUACUAGCUGAUAGAUUCUUAUUUGAGAAACUCAAAGGAUUGCUUAGCAGUGCUAUUCUACAGUUCCAGUUGAAUCCAGACACUGCAGAUAAAAUAUAUGUAUGGUCUUUAAGUGAGGGCAUGGGUUUCUUAUGUGUAGAAUCAGUUGCUUACUUACUAACAGGUAAAAUGUGCGAGUCUGAGCGCACUAAAUCCUUCCGUAAUAUACUUAAUUUAGAAUAUAAGGAACAAUGGCUUGAAGAUAUCAAAUCUAUGAUUCUUAGGCAGUUAGUGAAAUGAUCAGAAAGGAGACUUGAUGUUUCUCUAUUACCAUUAUAUUACUUUAGUGAGGAAUUAUUUAAUGUGAUAACUGCCAUUUAUAACUUUGUAACACCAUGUAUAUAUUAUGAGUUGGCAUAUUUUAAAAUAAUAUUAGGUUUAAUGUUUUUCAAAAUUUAUGCAUUUAAUUUUUACAAAGCUUAUAAUUAUAGGAAUUAAUUACCCACCUUUAUUAUUAUAUUUCGUGUUUUGGUAUUGUGAAUAGAAAUAUGGCAUCUUUUU
Messenger RNA from Helicoverpa armigera (cotton bollworm), 3604 nucleotides. RefSeq names its product armadillo repeat-containing protein 5 (gene Rnb). The transcript is spliced from 12 exons. Gene Ontology annotation, molecular function: protein binding. The record is from RefSeq and is a predicted model, not a curated record. NCBI's taxonomy places the organism in Eukaryota, Metazoa, Arthropoda, Insecta, Lepidoptera, Noctuidae. Gene Ontology annotation, biological process: anatomical structure morphogenesis. The coding region runs from base 101 to 3343 and encodes 1080 amino acids. Gene Ontology annotation, cellular component: cytosol.